GAGGGGGAAAGGGAAUGGGAAAGGGAAUGGGAAAGGGAGGGGGAAAGGGAAUGGGAACGGGAGGGGGAAAGGGAAUGGGAAAGGGAGGGAGAAAGGGAGGGGGAAAGGGAAUGGGAAAGGGAGGGGGAAAGGGAGGGGGAAAGGGAGGGGGAAAGGGAGGGGGAAAGGGAGGGGGAAAGGGAGGGAGAAAGGGAGGGGGAAAGGGAGGGGAACGGGAGGGGGAAAGGGAGGGGAACGGGGGGGGAAGGGGAGGGGGAAGGGAGGGGAAAGGGAGGGGAAAGGGGGGAGGGAGGGGAGGGGGGAAAGGGAGGGGGAAACGGGAGGGGGAAAGGGAGGGGGAAGGGGGGGAACGGGGGGGGACGGGAGGGGGAACGGGAGGGGGAACGGGAGGGGGAAAUGGGAGGGGAAAAGGGAGGGGGAAAGGGAGGGGGAAAGGGAGGGGGAACGGGGGGGGACGGGGGGGAACGGGAGGGGAACGGGAGGGGGAAAGGAGGGGGAAAGGGAGGGGGAAGGGAGGGGGAAAGGGAGGGGGAACGGGAGGGGGAAAGGGAGGGGGAAAGGGAGGGGGAAAGGGAGGGGGAAAGGGAGGGGGAAAGGGAGGGGGAAGGGAGGGGGAAAGGGAGGGGGAACGGGAGGAGGAACGGGAGGGGGAACGGGAGGGGAACGGGAGGGGGAACGGGAGGGGAAAGGGAGGGGGAAAGGGAGGGGGACCGGGAGGGGGAAAGGGAGGGGGGACGGGGGAGGACGGGAGGGGAACGGGAGGGAACGGGAGGGGGAAGGCUGAUGGAGGAGACGAAUGAGAUGCGAGGCACGGUGAGUGAGAAGCAUA
Messenger RNA from Closterium sp. NIES-67, 829 nucleotides. Lineage: Eukaryota; Viridiplantae; Streptophyta; Zygnematophyceae; Desmidiales; Closteriaceae. The record is from the annotation of a GenBank genome assembly.